Danio rerio (zebrafish) is the source of this 2974-nucleotide messenger RNA. Lineage: Eukaryota; Metazoa; Chordata; Actinopteri; Cypriniformes; Danionidae. The record is from RefSeq and is a predicted model, not a curated record.
AAGUCGAAUUACGACAAAAAUGAUUCAGAUUCAGGCUCCAUACAAGACAACGAGCAAAACGGUAUUUUAGACAUCAGUGCAGAGAUGCCAGGAGUGUGUGAGAAUCAGCGGGAGUCUCAGAGGACAUAUCUGCUCACUAUCUGCCUGAAGGAGGGCCGUAACCUGGUCAUCAGAGACCGCUGUGGCACGAGUGAUCCAUAUGUGAAGGUCAAGCUGGAUGGGAAGAUGGUGUACAAAAGUAAAGUGGUGUUAAAGAACCUGAACCCAGUCUGGAAUGAGUCCUUCACCUUCCCGAUCCGCAGCCUGGAGCAGACAGUCUUCAUCAAGGUUUUUGACCGAGAUCUGACUUCAGAUGACUUCAUGGGCUCCUGCAGUGUUGGGCUGGAUAAACUGGAACUUGAAAAGACCACUGAGAUGGUGCUUCCAUUAGACGAUCCCAACAGUCUGGAGGAAGAUAUGGGUUUCAUAGCCAUCGAUAUCUGUGUGUCUAUGAGAGGCGGCAAAAACAAAAAACAAAAAUGGGCCCAGAGGAACAUAAGGAGCCUCAUGGGAAAUUCAAACGAGUAUAAACGUAUGAGCGAGUCUGUAAAUAAGAGUCAGCUGUGGAUCGGCCUCUACACCAUCACUCUCGUGGAUGGACGGGAUUUACCGAAGGACGGACAGGGGGACUUGUUUGUGCGCUUCAAACUGGGUGAUCAGAAAUUCAAAAGCAAGUCUCGCUCGAAGAAAGUCAUCACAGAGUGGAGAGAAAGAUUUGACUUUUACCAGUUCCCCGAUGCAUCUAGCCUUCUGGAGAUUGAAGUUGUCUUAAAAGAUGGACGGAAGAGUGAAGAAAGUUACGGAUUGUCUGAAAUCAACUUGUCUGAGUUGCCGCUGAAUGAAUCCACAUUGUUUUCCUGUGACCUGGAGCCGGGCCGGGGCAAGGUGGUGUUUCUCAUCACUCCCAAAGCCUGCACCGGAGCCUCCAUUUCAGAUCUCAUCACCCCGCCUCUGGAGGACCCUGAGGAGAAAGAAAACAUACUGGCUAAAUAUAGUUUGAAGAACACCGUGAGGGACCUGAGAGAUGUUGGUUUUCUCCAGGUUAAAGUGAUCAAGGCCACUGACCUCAUCUCUGCUGAUCUAAAUGGAAAGAGCGACCCGUUUUGUGUCCUGGAAUUGGGAAACAGCCGGCUACAGACCCACACCAUAUACAAAACCCUCAACCCUGAGUGGAAUAAAGUCUUCACUUUCCCUGUUAAAGACAUUCAUGAGGUUCUGGAAGUGACUGUGUUUGAUGAGGAUGGAGACAAAGCCCCAGAUUUCUUGGGGAAGGUGGCGAUUCCUUUAGUCUCAGCUUGUCAAGGUCAGCAGUUCAUUUGUCCUCUGAGGAAAGAGAAUUUGACAUCAAUGUCUAAGGGAGCUGUAAUACUGGAGCUGGAAAUCCUCUUCAAUCCUAUCAAAGCAAGCAUCAUAACCUUUACACCUCGAGAACAGAAAUUUCUUGAGGACAAUCCCAAGUUUUCAAAGAAGAUUCUUUCCAGGAAUAUUGGUCGUGUGAGGAACCUUUUUCGUGCUGUGUCUUACUCUCACCAGUUCAUCACAAGCUGCUUCACGUGGGAAAGUGUGAGGAGGAGCAUUACGGCAUUUCUGUUUUUUCUUCUGGCAGUGUGGUACUUUGAGUUCUACAUGCUGCCCCUGUUCUUGGUUCUUCUCAUCUCGUGGAACUAUCUCCAGAUCGCCACUGAGAGAGUCACCAGAGACCCGGAAAAUAUGGAAAUAUGUGACGAUGACGAUGAUGAUGAAAAGGAUUCUGAAAAAAAAGGUCUGAUGGAGAAAAUCCACAUGGUUCAAGAGAUUGUCGUUACAGUGCAGAACCUGCUGGAGGAGAUUGCAUCCCUCGGUGAAAGAAUAAAGAACACAUUCAACUGGUCAGUGCCAUUCUUGUCUAAACUGGCCUUAAUGAUUUUCAUCAUGGCCACAGUGAUCACUUACUUUGUUUCAGUGCGCUACAUAGUUUUAUUAUAUGGCAUACAUAAAUUCACGAAGAAACUGCGCAAUCCCUAUGCCAUCGAAAACAAUGAGCUGUUGGAUUUCCUCUCCAGAGUGCCCUCAGAUAUCCAAAUGACCCAGUACACUGAAAUGAGCAGCUGCAGUAUUAACAGUCCCUACAGAAAAAGAAGAUCCUCACCAUAGACACUACGGGAAACUGCUGCUGACCUGAGAUCAGUCUGUGUGAAGGUGCAGGACUCGACAGCCAGGAAAUGAUCUCAAAUUACAUUUAUGAAGGUGAAAGCAGUAGAUCUGCUUAUUUUUAAUGGAAAUCAUCUCCAGUUAAAUGGUCCGGUGUUUACCGCAGGGUCGUGUUAAAGCACCUUCAUUAAUACUGGAUUAACACUCACUGAAGGAUGAAGAACUUUGAAGUAAACUGAAGGGUUAAUGAAUUGAUUACAUCACACUAUUCCUUAAACGUCUAUUUGGAGAUACAAUGAACGUCAUGUUAUGUACAGUAUGAGUGCAAUACUUUACUAUUUUAUAUUAUUUGAUACAAUAUUUGGUUUCUUGUAAAAAAAAAAAAAGUUUUUAAAGGAGUUUUAGUUAAGAUGCAUUCAUCUAAAUUGCGCAUUGAAGCGUUAUGCGGUUUAAUUCUCUUAAACCUUUUAUUCUGUACUCCUUUUUAUCUGUUAUUCAAAUUUUUAUUAUUGCAGAGAAAAUGAAUUACAAAACAUAAAUUUUAAUUGAUUUUUAAAGUGCCUUUGAUAUAUAUAUUGUGCAAUGCAAUGUAAGGAUCUAAUGUGGAUAUAAAAUGCAAGCACACUUAUGAUUGAAUUGUUUCGAAUCAUGUAGCAGAUUAUCUUGGAUUGUGCAAAUAGAAAUUUUCGGAUGUUGUUGAAUGAGUAUUUUUGUAUUUUUGCUACCAUGUUGACAAUAUGUACUGUCAUAUUGUAUCAUAAGGAUAUCACAGUAAACAUUUACUACAUUUGAUGACGAAAAAUGA